Porites evermanni is the source of this 2004-nucleotide messenger RNA. NCBI's taxonomy places the organism in Eukaryota, Metazoa, Cnidaria, Anthozoa, Scleractinia, Poritidae. The record is from the annotation of a GenBank genome assembly.
AUGCGGCAAGGAAAGCUGGUAGCAUUUACUAGGCGCCUUGGUGUCUAUAAAUUUUUGCCAUUGUUUUUCCUUCUUGGAGCCGGUAUAGAGUUGUUUAUGAUAAAAGUCCGGGUCGGGAGAGAAACUUUCUGUAAGUAUCCUUCCAGAACUAUUAAAAACUCAAGUUGUAGGCUUCCUUCAGCUUAUAGAUCAGAAGAUAUUCGCGCGCGUUAUUGACCAAACUUCGGCUUCGUGUUUUUGUUACGUUUUGACGGACCGAGACGAAGUGGAGGUCAGAAAAAUUGCAAAAAGAACGAAGCAAUAGUCACGUUAAUAACUGAACAAGCCGAUGGUCAAUUUCUGAUAUGGGGAAGCGACUUUUUUCAGCAGGACCGAAGCAGAAAAUCCCAAGCGGGCAGGAUGGGUCUAUCUUGUACAUGUAUGCUCGUGAUUUUCUGGUUUUGUCCUGUCUUGAAGUUUUGUAGCCAAUCAGAAAAUAAGAUGUGCUGGGUUGCGACCUAGUUAACCCUUUUUAUUUUACCCGACAGGAAUUUAUAAGAGUGGUGGCUACUGGUGAUGGUCUUGUAAAAGAAUGGUUUCUUUUAUUAAAGUGACCAUGUGUUAAAAUAAUUGACGGCAGUUGCUUCCAAGCAUAUCCUGUUGAUUGCCAAUUCAUCUGUGAAUCAACAAAGUGGUUGGGGUUGCUUACAUGGGAGGGGCCACUUACGAGAGCAAAAAGUUCCUGAAUUCUACAACUGCUAAAUUGCCUGAUUCAACUAAUUUAAUUAUUUUUUAUCUGGCAAUUGAGCCAUUGUUUAAUUCAGGAAUUCUUUGUUGUCGUUGUUGUUAUUAUUUUUGAAGGUUCACGACUUUUACUUAUAUGCCAGCUUAAUCAAGUCAGCAAUGAUUUUCCCUUUUGCAAUACAGAUGACGUCUAUGUCAGAAAACAGUCAGAAAGAAAACUAGAAAGACAGAAUCAGGAACAAGAAGAACAUUGACAAAGAGCAUCAUGCCGGCUGGCGUAUCAUGGGGUAGAUACCUGACCUUUCUUGCUGCAAGUUUAGCAUCAGCAUUAGCAGGAAGUCAGGUGGUUCAUUUGUACUACAAACCAAGUCUGGUAAGCAGUUAAGUUGGAUUAUUAUACGUUUCUGGGAAACUGCCCACCUACUCCUCCCCUAAGCCAACAUUUUGUCCUAAGUGAGAAAUAGGUGUUAAUGUUGGCUUAGGGAAGGGGUAGAUGAGAAUUUUUCCAGAAAUGUAUAAUGAUUCAUUAAGUUUUCUCACCUCAUUUAAAAAAAAAUGCAAUCUCAACUGUAACCUGGCUUGGUUUACUGGUGGCAAGUUUUUAUCUUGGUAUUGUUAAUGCAUUAUAAUGAGUUUGUUACAAAGAAAGUAACCCAUGGAUACAGUACCUGAACCACAACCUAUCUACUGGCUGGGUUUUCACUAGUUAAAUCUUCAAUUCAACUGGCCCUUUAUGCUAGUGAGAAUUUCUACCUUUUGAAUACUGACAAAUUCUAGUCUUACAUUAGCCUGAAUUUCAUCCGAUUACUUCGAGUCGUCAUUACUCCCUCAGUAGUUGUUGAGAGGAGAAAACGACUCGAAGCAAUCGGAUGAAUUUCAGGCUAGUCUUACACUAAUCCUUGAACUCUGUAAAACCGGACUUCAGUCUUACUGUAAUGUUUAUCAAAACAAUCAUUAUUAAAAAUAUUGUGGUUAUAACAAAUGAAAUAAAGAUAUUACAUCAGCAGCAGAGCACACUUCUACAAUUUUUUAUCGUUUGCUUUCCAACAGGAAAUACCAGAUGUACCGUUAAAUCCUAACGAAUUGCCAGAUCCUGAAGAGAGGAUGGGGUGGAGAAAAUAUAUUUCCAUUAAGAAGGACUAAGAGAUCAUGCACGUACAGUACACAACUUUUGUGUACUGUGAUAAUCAAAUAAUGCAUUUGGAUAAAAAUUACAUUAACAGCAACACGGAUAAUAAAGUUUGAUGGGCAGAUAGGUCAUUUUACAAGUUAGCUUGCCAG